AUGAAAGUAAUUAUUGUUGGAGACGGUCAAGUUGGUAAAACCAGUUUGGUCCGAAGAUUUGUCGAUUCAAAAUAUGAUCCUGAUUAUAGACAAACUAUUGGAGUUGCUUUCAAAGAAAAACAACAAUAUAUACCCGAUCCUAUAAACGAGGCAGUAACUUUCAUGUUGUGGGACACUGCUGGACAAGUAAAAUUUGCUGACAUGACCAGACAAUACUAUAGAGGAGCCAAAGGAGCCAUUCUGGUAUUUUCAACAACUGAUCGUAGAAGUUUCGAAGCCAUCAAAGCUUGGAAUGAAAAAGUGGAUACUCAAUGUGACGACACUAAUUUAUGUAAAGUUUUAAUUCAAAAUAAGAUUGAUUUGAUAGACCAAGCUGUCAUACAGCCUUCAGAAGCAGAAGUACUUGCCACAGAGUUGGGUAUUAAAUUUUUCAGAGCUAGUGUGAAAGAAAAUUUGAAUGUUAAGGAAAGUAAGUUAUCACAUUAUUACCCUUCUCAAAUUUUAAUCAUCAUGUUUAGUUUUCCAAACCAUAGCCAUUGA
Molecule: messenger RNA, 540 nt
Organism: Naegleria gruberi
Lineage: Eukaryota; Heterolobosea; Eutetramitea; Acrasida; Naegleriidae
Exons: 4
Coding region: 1-540 (179 amino acids)
Molecular function (GO): GTPase activity; GTP binding
Source: RefSeq, a predicted model, not a curated record